Pocillopora meandrina is the source of this 988-nucleotide messenger RNA. The record is from the annotation of a GenBank genome assembly. Lineage: Eukaryota; Metazoa; Cnidaria; Anthozoa; Scleractinia; Pocilloporidae.
AUGUUUUAUGCAGACAAUUUUCCAGAUUUUGUUGAAAUGUUAGCUGAGGAGGAAACUGAUGGGAAGAAUACCAAUGAGGAGUGCAACAACGACAAUGAAUCAUCAGAUGAUAAUUCUAACCAACAUCUCUAUCUUGGAUGUCUUCUUUCACUUGGGAUAAGCAUGCUGCUAGUGGUCGUGUUCUGUGUGGGGUAUGCUCUCUCCGGGAUCACUCUUGCUGAUUUUCUCCCUUUGAUUGAGCUGCAUUGCCUUUUACCUAACCAGUGUGCAAAAUCGACAAAGUUACUCUGUGAUUUUUUCAGGAAAUUGAAGAGUCCUCUGGAACUUCAUUACUACUGUUCAUCUUGCCAGGAAUACUUUGGAACACAGAAACCAAGGUGCUGUUCAAAUGCAGCCUGCCUGAGCAACUUUGAGAAGAAAAGAUCUGAGCUACACUAUUUCAUUGUCAUACCCUUUACAAACCAACUAAAAGCAAUAAUUCGAGGUAAGUUAACUUCAGUCUCCUUUCAUGCACAAUGAAACGCUUUUCAGUAAGAGUAUAUUGAAAUUGAAACUUAUUGUAAAUUGUGAUUUUAAUCUCCUUAUCUUUUUGGUAUAAGAAAGGGUUAAAAUUUUUCUCACAGUGUAUUUAAGGUAUACACAUUAAUAAAGAUUUUGAAUUACUUUAUAUGUAAGGGGAAGGUGUGAGGACUCUGGGCAAAGUCUCUCCAUACAAAACUUUGCCAAUGAACUAACUUUCACCAGCAAUAUACUGCUUUUUUAACGUUUCUUAUUCAAUAGUUUUGCUUUUAUUCAAAGGUAUGGGGGAUUCAGCGCAUGAAAUGCUCAGUCAUCAUACAUCUAGGAAGAAGAAGUGAAAACACAACAUCCAGGACAUAUUUGAUGAUGAACUGUAUAAGAACCACUUUAAUCCUAAAGAAUAUUUGCAUGGGACAUCAGCUCCUGCAAGAGGAAUGGAAAUCCACCUAUCCCUGAUGGUGAACACAGA